This is a messenger RNA of Triticum aestivum (bread wheat), 957 nucleotides long. RefSeq names its product peptidyl-prolyl cis-trans isomerase. The coding region runs from base 243 to 782 and encodes 179 amino acids. Gene Ontology annotation, molecular function: peptidyl-prolyl cis-trans isomerase activity; cyclosporin A binding. The record is from RefSeq and is a predicted model, not a curated record. Gene Ontology annotation, biological process: protein peptidyl-prolyl isomerization; protein folding. The transcript has 2 exons. Gene Ontology annotation, cellular component: cytoplasm. NCBI's taxonomy places the organism in Eukaryota, Viridiplantae, Streptophyta, Magnoliopsida, Poales, Poaceae.
UCUCAGUGGAAUGGGCUGGGAUACUUGACAACAACAAGGUGCGGGCUGAGAAGAAGAAGGGCCGCGGAGCCACCAGAUAGGCCCAGGCCCGUUAGAGCCCAUGGAGUGGGCGCUCUGAAAACCCUAAACCCUCCCCCUUUUUAUCUCCCCCCACCCAGCCGCCGUUUCCCAUCCUCCUCCUUCGCUCUUCUUCUUCUCCUCCUCCUCGUCAAUCAAGUAAAGAAAGCAGCAAGUAGAAAUCCAUGGCGGCGGCCAAGAACCCCAAGGUCUUCUUCGACAUCCUCAUCGGCCAGGCCAAGGCGGGGCGGGUGGUCAUGGAGCUCUACGCCGACAAGGUGCCCAGGACGGCGGCCAACUUCCGGCAGCUCUGCACGGGCGAGAAGGGCCUGGGCGCCAGCGGCAAGCCGCUCCACUACAAGGGCUCGGCCUUCCACCGCAUCAUCCCGGGCUUCAUGUGCCAGGGCGGCGACUUCACCCGCGGCAACGGCACCGGCGGCGAGUCGGUCUACGGCGCCAAGUUCGCCGACGAGAACUUCCUCCUCCGCCACACGGGCCCCGGCGUGCUCUCCAUGGCCAACGCAGGGCCCGGCACCAACGGCUCCCAGUUCUUCAUCUGCACCGCCAAGACGCCCUGGCUCGACGGCAAGCACGUCGUGUUCGGGCAGGUCGUGGACGGGUACGGCGUCGUGGAGAAGAUGGAGGCCGUCGGGUCGUCCGGCGGCUCCACCGCCCAGCCCGUCGUCAUCGAGGACUGCGGCCAGCUCCCCGACGACCACUGCUGAUCUCAUGAUUCAUUCAGCCUUGUUUUUUUUUUUACUUGCUACGUACUACUGAAGCUGAGACGGUUAAUAUGGAGGGAUCCGAUGGAGGGACUAGUUUGUUUGUUUAGGUGUGUGCGUUGUGCGUGCGUGUAAUUGACUGAAUGAAUGAAUAAAUUUACAGAUUCAGUUUGAUCAA